Leptomonas pyrrhocoris is the source of this 756-nucleotide messenger RNA. RefSeq lists its product as hypothetical. The coding region runs from base 73 to 756 and encodes 227 amino acids. Lineage: Eukaryota; Euglenozoa; Kinetoplastea; Trypanosomatida; Trypanosomatidae. The record is from RefSeq and is a predicted model, not a curated record. The transcript has a single exon.
GCGCGCUUCGAAGCUGUGCAAUCAAACUGUGUUCUACCUUUCCUGAAAAGUUUGUUUGAGAGAGAUCAACCAAUGGAGUUGACAGAGAAGGCCAUGUGGGUCUUGAUCGAGGAGGCCGUGAUCCAAGACCGCGGAGAAGACGAGGAGGAGGUAUUGGCGCAAAUGGUGCGGUCAUACCUCGCUCGACGUGGCCUGGCGGAUACCCUGCACACAUUUGACGAGGAGCAGCGCGCCUUCUGCGGAGUUUCUCGCGCGUUGCCGGUGAGUCGCACGACGAGCGCCAAGGCGGCUGACGAGUGUGCUGCAGAAAAGGACGCUGCGAUGGUAUCUGGCAGCAGCGCACCGCUAGCCGCAUCGAGCGGGCAUGAAGAACACGAAAUUGACCGCCGCAAGUCGGCACAGCUCCUCUGUUUGCAGGAACGAUUUGAUGCUGCGGCGGCGCUCAUGCCGCCCACGUCUCUAGCGCGGAUCCGUCUCCUCUGCAUACAGGCGCGGCACCUCACCGACAUCGGCGACGCCGUCCUUUUUCUCGCAUCCAAUGUUGCGCCGCUGAUUCCCUUCUGUGUGAACCCCGUGUUGGGCCACGAGGUGUACACAUCCACCUUGAACAGUGUCCUCAGUCCACACCGGAAACCCUUACAACUCGACACCGAGGCACUCGCAAAGGAGGUGAAUGAUGAGCUCUGCGGUGAGGGCCAUCCUAGCAGCCUUGAUAUUCUCUUCAAUUGGGCGUACUGGCAGGAGACGUCUGCGUAG